GAUAAGUAAUAAUCUGACUUUAUUAAAAGCGUCAGGCGCCCCUUAGUACACCGGCAGUAUACAAGACAACGCAUUGCUUGAAAAUAAAAAAACAGCCCUAAAAAAGGAAGAGAGAACCCACCCAAGCCAUCCCACGAUAGCAUCAAACCCCAACCCAAACCCUCAAAGAGCACACCACAUACCCAUCCAAGAACCCUCGAAACCCAACACCCUAAGACACGACACCCGAACCCCACCUCCGACCCACACACUACAGAACCUGAGCCUUUCCUCUCCUACUCCAAGGACGCACACUCGCACCGUCAUAGUUAAUGGAGCACUUCAGAUUCUGCAGUUCCCUCCUCCCUUUGUUCUUCUGCCGCUUCCCCAUAGUAUCCCGAUGGAAAUCCUCCUCAAUGGCAUCCAACAAUGCCAGGGCCGAAUCUUCAUCCUCAGCACCAUCGGACUCCCACUCCAAAAGUAGAUCAGGAGGAAUUACGCCCAAGGGUCGCUCAAAGGAUUUCUCGGGAGAAGGAACCCUCGCCGAAGGCCCACUCCCCCAUUUGGCUUCGGCAAUUUCUGACCCACAGACCCGUCCAACGCCUGGGAAGUACCCGCGCACUGUGUCAUCGGCGAACACAAAGCAGUCACUGCCUCUUCAAUCAAGGGAAUAUCCAGCUUACUCGCUUUGGCCUUCGAUUUCCGCUGAUACCUCAUGACUGAUUUUGUUUCGGACGGGUAAAUGAGCGACCCACUGUCCGUCAUCACUGGAAGAGACAAUCGAAUCCUCUCUCCCAACUCAUCCGCCCCCACAGAGGGAAACUCAAAUCCUUUAGGGCCCGGCUCCAUUCCCCCAAGCUUAC
Messenger RNA from Alnus glutinosa, 842 nucleotides. RefSeq lists its product as uncharacterized. NCBI's taxonomy places the organism in Eukaryota, Viridiplantae, Streptophyta, Magnoliopsida, Fagales, Betulaceae. The coding region runs from base 312 to 698 and encodes 128 amino acids. The transcript has 2 exons. The record is from RefSeq and is a predicted model, not a curated record.